UCGAGGUUUUUGGCAUAUCCGAGGGCAAAGAUGUCCGCCGAUGUAAUACAGCAGAAUAUUAUUAGUUGGUCGGUCGGCCGUGUUUGUGAGUAAAUAGCAGCUGAAUGCGCAGCGCGAUUCUGUGACGGUGUGCUGACGUGCGAAGAGCAACAAAAAUAAUUUUGUCAUUGGACCGAAGAGAGCCGCAAAGAUGGGUCUCUUCCCGACUUCCUCGCCUUUUGACGCUGACGUCGAAAAAGCAACUAAUGAGAACAAUGUAACGGAGGAAUGGGGAAAGAUAAUGGAUAUCUGUGACAAAGUAGGCACAUCGAGUCAGAAUGCUAAAGACUGUUUACGUUCCAUUGUUAAGAGAUUAUACUGUCAAGACCCACAUGUUGUCAUGCAAGCUAUAACAUUGUUAGAUGCUUGCGCCAGUAAUUGUGGAAAGAUCUUCCACUUGGAAAUUGCGUCCAGAGAUUUUGAAAAUGAUUUGAGAAAACUCAUUAAUCAUCCACAACCAAAAAUAGUGGAGAAAAUCAAAGCGCUUUUGAAGAAAUGGGUAGAAGGUGACUUUAAAACUGAUCCACAAUUGAAUCUGAUACCAAGUUUGUACAACAAACUCAAAAGUGAAGGCCAUGACUUUUCUUCUGUCUCAGAUACACCAAAACAUUCUAGUGCUUUGAGCAGAGAUCCUAAUGUAGUAACAAAUUCACAAGAAGAAGCAGAUAUUGCGAAAGCCAUACAGCUUUCAUUACAAGAAAGUAAAGCACAUACUCAAAGCACUUCAUCGCAUAGUUCACCAGCCUCUAAAAAAAGUACUAGUUUAUAUCCAAGUGUGAAUUCUGUGAUGGCAUCCACAAGUACUUCGGAAGGUAGAAAAGUACGCGCUUUAUAUGAUUUUGAAGCUGCAGAGGAUAAUGAACUGACAUUUUUAGCAGGAGAAAUAAUUAAUAUUUUGGACGAUUCUGAUCCAAAUUGGUGGAAGGGUAGCAAUCAAAGAGGCGAAGGACUUUUUCCUUCCAAUUUUGUUACUGCUGAUUUAUCUGUUGAACCAGAAGAAUUUACUAAAUUAGAACAUAGUAAUAAGAAAUUAGUGCAAUUUGCCGAAGAAGUAGAAGUAAAAAUGGUAAAACGCGAGCCAGAGGUGGUAGAAGUUGAAAUAGAUGAAAAGAAAAUGGAUAGAUUAUUACAUCUGUUUCAUGAAGCUGAUCCACAAUGUGAUACGUCCGAUCCUCAGGAAAUGCUUGAUUUAGAAGAACAAGUUACUGCAAUGGGGCCUCUAAUCGAUGCAGCUUUGGAGAAGGUAGACAGGCGGCACGCGCAGCUUACUCAAUUAAGUUCCGAUUUGGUCGACGCUCUUAAUUUGUACCAUACUUUGAUGAGAGAACCCGCGCCUCCAACGCCGUCUGGUUACACUUUGCCCAAAAUGCAACCACAUAUAAAUCCUUAUCCAUUCCACAAUCCGGGACCACCACCACCACAUAUGUUUAACGGCAUGCCACCUUCUCCGUUCCCCACCGGAGCCGGUUCUGGCCCGAUAGGGCCGUAUAACGCGAGCUUGCCGAAUAAUGAGUAUAUGGGUCCUAUCAGUAUACCGAGCAUGCCUCAACAUUUGCCACAACAUUUUCACGUUCAAUCAGGACCUCAUCAACAUCCGCCUGGACAUCCACAGGGGCCAUCUCUGCCACCACCAGAUCAAACUAGCCUUUCUUAUCAACCACAAGGCAGAUAUCCAUCUCAGAGCGGCCCAGCACCAGGACCAUAUGGUCCACCUGGGCCUAUAGGACCGUCUGUAAACCAGCAAUCGCAAUAUGCUUCUCCAAAUGGACAACACAUGAUGUAAAAAAAACUAUGCGUUACGCAUUCAUCUUGUACUCUAACUCAAACUCUGUACAAUAUAUAUUACUAUAUUAUAAUUAUUUAAAUAAACAUACCCAAAGUAGCCAAAGAUAAUGGGUUUUUAAUAAAAAUUUUGUUUGAAUCUACAUAGGCACUAUUGUUUAGAUGCGUAUAUACAACUAGAAGAAACAAAAGCAGAAAGUGACUUACAUUGUCUACAUCACAUUUAGAUUAAUUUUGUGAUCAUUAGAUAUUUAUUGUUUAGACUGUUCAAUUUUAGUUUAUACAUUCCUUUGGCCCGUUUGGUUUCCGUUAUUAUUAUUUUACAUAUUUGAUUUAUUAUUAAAUGUUUCAUUGUGCAUUAUAUAUAUUUUAAAUAUACUUGUAUUAUUAUAUUAUAUAUAUCAUGAAAAUUAAUUCUGCAUACUCUUUGUGUUCUAUAUUUGAAUUGUAAACUUUGUCAUAUAUGUGUUAUAAAUUGUAAAUUUCUUUUUUUAAAUAAUAAGUUCUUGCAAAGUCAUAAAAUAUAUGACGGUUUUGGAAUUUGUAUAUGAAUGAAAAGUUCGAAUAUUUUAUAGUUUUUUACUCUGCUAUUAAACCUCGAAGUAAUCGCCAAACUACAGUGUGAUUACUAAAAACGAAGUGAUAUUAAAGAGAUGUUAUAAUCACAAAAAAAUGUUAAAACGCUUAUAAUUGUCGAACAAUGGUGAAAAUGAUUUUUGAAACAACUUUUGCAAGAAAACGUCUCAAUGUGGUCUAGUCUAUCCGUUGUAUACAAUAAGACUAAUUCCUAUUAAUCGUUAAUAAAACGAGCGAAACUGCGAGAAACUUUUUAUGGAUUGUUAAUACAUAAUAGAUACGCAUAAUGUUUGUAUAUUCAUGACGAAACGUCCUGCUUUUGUCGAAUGUAACGAAAACGGCCAAUAUUUUUCGGGCUGAUAUUUUGAACACAUUAAAGUUAUGACAUCAUGUGUGUCUGUCAUUUUUCAAGAAUACAAGGCAUAUUGAUAUGAUUGGUCAAUACUUUUGGCUUCUAAUAAAAGCGAUAUAGUAAAGGAACGGAAAAAAAGAACAUGUAAAAGGGAUACACAAUGGCACACAAAAUACGUGCAAGACUUAUGCCUCAAACUUAGAUAAAAGUAUAAUUUAAGGCAUAAUUUAUGAGGCAGAAUAUAUCGAAAUUUAUAACAAUCGUAUACUGUAUACUAUAUCUCUCUGAGCGAAUAAAGACGGAACGAAAUAUAAAUUAAGCGAUAAAAAUAAUAAACAGAUUUUAUGGAGAAUAAGCGCAAUUUAUGCUAUGUAUGUUAUGUUACCAUUAAACUGGUUUUAUUUAUAUAA
Molecule: messenger RNA, 3159 nt
Organism: Formica exsecta
Lineage: Eukaryota; Metazoa; Arthropoda; Insecta; Hymenoptera; Formicidae
Gene: Stam
Product: signal transducing adapter molecule 1
Exons: 10
Coding region: 191-1822 (543 amino acids)
Biological process (GO): protein transport to vacuole involved in ubiquitin-dependent protein catabolic process via the multivesicular body sorting pathway
Cellular component (GO): ESCRT-0 complex
Molecular function (GO): ubiquitin binding; phosphatidylinositol binding
Source: RefSeq, a predicted model, not a curated record